Nelumbo nucifera (sacred lotus) is the source of this 2120-nucleotide messenger RNA. RefSeq lists its product as uncharacterized. The record is from RefSeq and is a predicted model, not a curated record. NCBI's taxonomy places the organism in Eukaryota, Viridiplantae, Streptophyta, Magnoliopsida, Proteales, Nelumbonaceae.
GAACGCGGAAACGACAUAACACCUUAUUUCAGACCUCACGAAGGAUUGAUUUCAAUUCAACUUGCUUCCUUCCUUCCUUCCUUCUACCUUCUACUCAAAGUUCAAAUAUGGUGAAGUGGGCGCCAUGGAUGUCGUCGGCGUCGAAGAAGUUUCAGGUGAAGGUAAAGUCCAUGAAGCUCGAAGGCUUCAACGCCCACGAUGAGGAGGAGAUGAAAGGGGAGAAAGUGGUGGCCGUUAAGAUAAGAUGGAAAACGCCCAAGGCAGGAUUAGUCCCCUUGCCUCGACUGUCGUCGUCGAAGCACCGCCGACGACAUGUUUCCACCGAGAGAUCUGUAAGGAGAGGUGAAGUUAUCGAAUGGGACGAUGAAUUUGAAAAUGUCUGCAGCUUCUCGAUGUUCUGUAAAGACAAUUCAUCAUUCAAUCCUUGGGACGUUUCCUUCAAUCUUCUAUAUGGGCAAAGAGGGAACAAGCUCGAAGUGAUCGGAACGUUUUUGCUAAACAUCGCCGAACUGGCUUCUCGCAUGGAAUCUCAGGUGGAAAGAGCGUUUCCGAUCGCUUUACAGGUCGCCGGUGUUUCCAGCGAAGCUACCCUUUCGAUAUCAUUGAGCUUCAUUGAGAUCAGGAGUUCCCACUCACAGGAAUCGUUGGGAAUCGUCCAUGACGUGUGCGUGGUUGACAAAGAAGACGGGUUCUUGAGGAGAGUAACGAGUUACGUCUCACAGAAGAAGAAGAAGAAGAGUCAAGAGGACGAUGAGACGGCUGCAAUCGACUCAGACAGAUCGCCGGAGAAUGAUUCGGUUCCGAUCCAACAGGAGUCUCUGGACCCCGCCUCCAUGGCUUCUGCAACAAGAGAUGAGUCGUUGGCUUUCAAUAGCGACGACAAUUUGAUGAAAGGAAGUUCUGUGACUCGGUUGGGAUCGUCUCCGAGUGCAGAGACUCGCUUGGACUCUGUACCGAAGAGAAAAGAUGAGCCGUUGAUUGAUGAUAAGUUGGAUCGUAAUCGUCGUCAGUCUGUUGGUUCUUCGAUGGAUGAUGACUCGGGUACCGUGGGAGAGGAAACCAAUGAAGAAUCAAUAGUUAAUGCAUCUGCCGAGUCUGAGUUUAGCGAUGAAGUUUUAACUGUUGGAGAAUGGGAAGAGAGGGAAUUUAUCAGCAGAGAUGGGCAAGUAAAGCUCAAAGCUAAUGUAUACUUUGCUACAAUUGACCAAAGAAGUGAAAAGGCUGCUGGGGAGAGUGCCUGCACUGCCCUUGUUGCAGUUAUUGCACAUUGGCUUCAAUCAAACAGAGACAUCUUGCCAACAAGAUUCGAAUUUGACAAUUUGAUAACAGAAGGUUCCUCAGAGUGGAGAAAGCUCUGCAAAAACAAGGACUACAUGCUUUGCUUCCCUGAUAAGCAUUUCGAUAUCGAGACUGUGUUACAAGCAGAACUUAGGCCUCUUUCAGUUAUGCAAGACAAAUCCUUCAUUGGAUUCUUCAGCCCUGAGAACUUUGAGUCCUUGAAGGAAGCUAUGUCUUUUGAUUGUAUAUGGGACAGGGUUAGUAGUAGCACUAGAGAUGGUGAGACUCAUGUUUAUAUAGUAAGCUGGAAUGACCAUUUCUUCAUUUUGAAGGUGGAGGCCAAUGCUUAUUAUAUCAUUGACACUUUGGGAGAGCGGUUAUUUGAGGGAUGCAACCAGGCCUACAUAUUGAAGUUUGAUCACACCACUUCAAUGUAUCAGUUGUCAAAGGAAGCAACAGACAAACACAAGGAAAUGGUAGACAAAAAGGUAGAUGUUGAUAAAAGUUGCAAUGGCAGCAACAAUGGGGAAGAUGCCCAUGAGCUCAUUUGCAGUGGUAAGGAGUGUUGUAGGGAGUUCAUUAAGAGAUUCCUUGCUGCUAUUCCUUUGAAGGAAUUGGAGAUGGAUGAGAAGAAGGGGACAGUUUCAAGUGUAUCCCUCCAUCAACGGUUGCAAAUUGAGUUCCACUUUUGCUUGGCACCAUCAUCGUCAUCAGAUAAAGCUGAGGAUGGUUUGUUUGUAUAAAUCAAUUGUACAUUUGGAUGUUUUGUGGUUUUGAGAAAGAAGAAAGUUAACAUCAAAGAUUUUCCCAUCUGUCUCAAUGAGAAAAAAAUCUUCUGUAGA